Molecule: messenger RNA, 1640 nt
Organism: Mytilus trossulus (common blue mussel)
Lineage: Eukaryota; Metazoa; Mollusca; Bivalvia; Mytilida; Mytilidae
Exons: 9
Coding region: 147-1583 (478 amino acids)
Source: RefSeq, a predicted model, not a curated record
AUACAUAGAAUAAUUUAAAGCCUAGAUGACUAUGAGUUGGAUAUUAUUUUAUGUAUACCUCGGGUGCAGUUCUCUUUAAACAAAAAGAAAGCCAUUUAUUUUAGUGUUUGCAAGUGUUUAUUCAAUUGUAAUAAGUUUUUUUAACAAUGCUACCUUUGAAGCUGUCUUGGAUGCUCUUGUUGCAAGUGGUCAUAACACGAGGUUUCAGCACAUAUUUCUAUCUAGGACCAUCCAUUUUGAAUUAUUAUGAUUCAUUGGAUUACUGUACGAACAUUGGAAUGAAACUGGUAAAAAUUAACAACGACCAAAUGAACAAUAUGGCAGCGCAAUUCAUCACGAGUGAGAGCAUAGUCGAUGAUGUGUGGAUGUCUGUAUAUUGUCCGCCAAACCAACUUUGUCAUUGGGAUGAUGGCAAUACGUUGGACUAUGACUCAUGGGCAGCUACUGAACCAAAAUUUGAAUUUGGAAAAUUUAGCCAGACCUAUGCUUAUGUAUUGUGGACGACUGGCGCCUACACGGAACUUAACCGCCCUCUAUGUUAUGCACCUCCUCAUCCAGACGUGACAUUUAUCCAUGGAGAUUAUAACUAUUAUGAAGCCUCGCAAGAAUGUAUUAACUUAGGUGGACAAUUAGCUGUGUUUUCUAAUCCAGUAGCCGUUACGUAUUUAAAAGAGUUCAUAACUUAUGAAACUCUGACUGGUGACAUAUGGAUAGGCCUAUAUGGUAACGGAGCAUAUUUAACCUGGCAAAACAUGGUCGAAAGUGUGGUUUAUACGGACUGGAAACCAGGCCACAAUGUUCCCAAUCAGGAUGCAAACGUCUCUAUAGCGGUGGACAUGAUCGAUGGUACAUGGGUGUCAAAAACUAAAUCUACCAGACUGCCUCACGCAUUAUGUCAAUAUAAUUAUUUGGCGAUGAGUUACUCCGUUGAUUAUCAAACUGCUAAACAGGAUUGUGAAAUGAAUGCUUUGGACCUUGCCAUGCUACCCACAAAUGAAAUGUUUACAGUUGCAAAGAAUGCUAUUGUCUACCAGGGAAUGGACAAUAAUAACGAUUUUUGGAUUGGACUGACAUCAGCAGAUGGAAUUUCAUUCAAAUGGAAUGAUGGAACAGAUCUUACGGAAACAGCAUGGAUUUAUGGAGUACCUACGUCAUUUGCUAUAAACCAACGUGUUAAACUUGUUUACACUAAAAGUUUUGAUUGGGAUAAUAGAGCAGCGACGGAAACCAGUCUAUUUCUUUGUCAAUAUCCAACGGCGAACUAUUAUCCAAUAUCCCAAGAUAUAGUUGAAGGUUUAACAACAGGAGUAAACACACCGGCGGGAAAUAUUGGUCAAUGGCAUGUUGGUGGUACAAACAGUUCAAGGUAUUUUCAUAUUGACAAGACAGAUGCCAUCCCAACGUCUCUUCCUUAUUUAACCGAGUAUUCCAAAACAAAGAUUUACUGUGCCUACUUAUGUCUACGUCAUGGAACCGAUUGUACAGCAUUUGUCUUUAAAACUGAACAGUGCCUAGUUUUCAAUGGAUACAGCUCCAUCAACACCACACCAGAUAUUGGAAGUGUUAUCUGGGUGUGGGUGUAAGAAAAUUCGUCGCAGUACGACAUCAUGAAUUGAGACAAACUGCUGAUUUUAGAUUUU